CAAUGCCUGCUGUCGCUCGUCCCAGUAGCCGCGCACCGCAAAAGCAACAGAAACAAAAGGAAAAUUCAAAGUCCCUGAAGAGAAAAAGGGACCAAGAAGAUCUUCAGAAACUGCAAAAUGCAGUCGACGAGUUUGAUCCAAAAUCCGAGGAUAACACUCAAUUCUCGAAAUUACCUCUAUCCAAGCCUACCGCUUCCGGUCUAGAAGCAUCGCAUUUUCAAAACCUAACCGAUGUCCAGGCUCGAGCAAUUCCUCUUGGGUUGAAAGGUCGCGAUAUCCUCGGCGCCGCGAAAACAGGUUCCGGAAAGACGCUUGCUUUCCUCGUCCCCGUCCUCGAGAAGCUCUAUCGAGCACAAUGGACAGAGUUCGAUGGACUGGGCGCUCUAAUCAUCUCGCCUACGCGCGAACUCGCGGUCCAGAUUUUUGAGGUGUUGCGCAAAAUCGGGAGGUACCACACUUUCUCCGCUGGCUUGGUCAUUGGAGGCAAGAGUUUACGCGAAGAGGCGGAAAGAUUGGGAAGAAUGAAUAUUCUUGUUUGUACGCCAGGCCGCAUGUUACAACACCUUGAUCAGACAGCCGGAUUCGAUGUCGACAAUCUACAGAUGCUAGUCUUAGACGAGGCCGACCGAAUAAUGGACAUGGGUUUCCAAUCAGCCGUGGAUGCGCUUAUAGAACAUCUCCCCAAAUCUCGACAGACUAUGCUUUUCAGUGCCACGCAGAGCAAGAAAGUUUCCGAUCUGGCUAGACUAAGUUUGAAGGAUCCCGAAUAUGUCGCAGUUCACGAAGCCGCCGCCGCGGCGACUCCGACGACACUGACACAACAUUACCUCACCACACCGUUAGCGGAUAAGAUGGAGACGCUAUACGGAUUUAUCAAGGCCAACCUCAAAAGUAAGAUGAUUGUGUUCCUGUCAUCAGGGAAGCAGGUCCGUUUUGUGUAUGAGAGUUUCCGUCACUUACAGCCUGGUAUCCCACUCUUGCAUCUACAUGGUCGGCAGAAGCAAGUACAGCGGUUGGAAAUCACGAAAAGAUUUACUUCAGCUAAACACACGUGUCUCUUUGCAACAGACGUAGUUGCGCGUGGUGUGGAUUUCCCUGCGGUAGACUGGGUGGUGCAGAUGGACUGUCCCGAGGAUACCGACACCUACAUCCACCGAGUUGGGCGCACGGCACGUUACGAGAGAAACGGCAAGGCGGUGUUAUUCUUAGACCCGAGUGAAGAGGAAGGGAUGUUAAAGCGACUCGAGCAACGGAAAGUGCCCAUAUACAAAGUCAACGUACGGGAAAAGAAGAAGCAGAGCAUUCAGAACCAGAUCCAAGACAUGUGCUUUAAGAACCCUGAUCUCAAGUAUCUCGGGCAAAAAGCUUUCAUCAGCUAUACCCGGUCUGUUCACCUACAGAAGGAUAAGGAGAUUUUUGACUUGAAGAAGUUGGACUUAGAUGCAUAUGCUGCUAGCCUGGGUCUACCUGGCGCCCCUCAAAUCCGAUUCCAGAAGGGUGAGGACGUGAAGAAGUUGAAGAAUGCGCCCCGUGCUGGAAUGUCGAGCGAUUCAGAAUCAGAGUUUGACGAAGACAAGGCAAAACGAAAGAAGAAGGGCGAAGUCCGGACAAAAUACGAUCGCAUGUUUGAACGAACGAACCAAGACGUAUUAACAAGCCAUUAUACUAAGAUGAUCGGCGAUGGAGAGCAAGGUGCGAAUGGUGAAGAGGAUGAAGAUGAUUUCCUCUCUGUUAAGCGAGUACUCCGUGGUGAUGAUCUGGAUGAUGCCAAUGGGGAGAAUGCCCCGGCACCGGGAACGAAAAUCAUUGAAGGGCUAGGUGGCGAAGAGCCAUUUGUUGUGGAUUCUAAGCGUAGAGAAAAGAUGCUUAAGUCUAAGAAGAAGAUGCUCAAAUUCAAGGGCAAGGGUGACAAGGUGGUGUUCGAUGACGAUGGAACAGCCCAUCAUCCGUACAGGAUCAAGGACGAAGAUGACUUUAUACAGGAUGGAUCUGCAGAGGCUCAGCGACAGAAAUUCGUUGAAGAGGAAGCGGUUAAGGUUAAGGAAGCUGAUAUCGACGACAAGCAACUUGCUAAAGACAAACGACGAGAGAAGAAAGAAAAACGGAAGGCUCGGGAAGCGAUGGAAAAUGGCGAGGCGAUGGGUAGCAUGCCGAGACUCUCAGCACUCAACGAUGGGGAGGACCCCUUGGCUUUCCUGGCGUCUUUGCCGGUGGCAGGAGAAGGGGGCGAAAGCGAAGCGGAAGAAGAGAAACGUCCAGCUAAGAAAGCGAAGAAGUGGUUCCAGGAUGACUCGGACAAUGAGGGACAGAAGGCUAAAAAUAGCAAAGGUAGAGGAAAGGUCAUCGAAGUCACUGAAGCACCGGAUACCCUGGAGGACUAUGAGGCGUUGGCUGCUGGUUUGCUCAAUGAUUGAAGAAUUUAGGUUUCGAUCAAUAUAUUGCCUGAUAAUGCAAUUGUCCAAUAAUAUAUAUGAUUGAAUUGACGAAAUACGUCAGCUUCUAGCUGUUAUGAGAGGGUAUCGGACACAUGUUUUCCGUAUUAGGCAUCGAAACAUCUUUCC
This is a messenger RNA of Annulohypoxylon truncatum, 2561 nucleotides long. RefSeq names its product DEAD-domain-containing protein. The record is from RefSeq and is a predicted model, not a curated record. Lineage: Eukaryota; Fungi; Ascomycota; Sordariomycetes; Xylariales; Hypoxylaceae. Gene Ontology annotation, biological process: rRNA processing. Gene Ontology annotation, molecular function: nucleic acid binding; ATP binding. Gene Ontology annotation, cellular component: nucleus. The transcript is spliced from 2 exons. The annotation marks the transcript as partial.